Messenger RNA from Capronia epimyces CBS 606.96, 2253 nucleotides. RefSeq lists its product as uncharacterized. The transcript is spliced from 2 exons. Gene Ontology annotation, molecular function: RNA binding; ATP binding; ATP hydrolysis activity. Gene Ontology annotation, cellular component: nucleus. NCBI's taxonomy places the organism in Eukaryota, Fungi, Ascomycota, Eurotiomycetes, Chaetothyriales, Herpotrichiellaceae. The coding region runs from base 1 to 2253 and encodes 750 amino acids. Gene Ontology annotation, biological process: ribosome biogenesis. The record is from RefSeq and is a predicted model, not a curated record.
AUGCCACCUCAUCAUCAACGCCACCACACACUGAGCCAGGGAUUGGACAAAGAGGUAUACCAAAUCGUCCGCAAGAUCAUCGAUGAGCGCUCGCAAUACGGCGACCCCUCCACCAGCCGCGUCUCUUUCGCCAACGUCUACGACACAAUCAAAGGAUCGAAUUCGAGCCUGAAUCGCAGGCCGAAAAAGUUGUUAGAAGACAGCAUCGGGCGGGUCCUCGAAACGAUACAGCAAGAUACAGAAGCCGAGUCUGAUGAUUUUGACGCUUCCCUUGCUCAAGCGGUGCCGCAACAACAGCAACAGAUACCGGCGUCCAACGGCCUGAACAAGAGCAUUGUGAAAGCCUGGGCAAGACGAGAGGGUGGACAGGAUACUAUGCGCUCCGAACCAUCCGCAUCCGCAUCCGCGGCUAGUCGCCGCCUUCCGAAUGGCGAACCAUCCCAAAAGCGCCGCAAACAUACGACUCCAUCAAUUGACACGUCUCCUCCGACCCACGUCUCGCUCAACUCGAUGGGCGGAGUUGACGCCGUGAUCAAACAGCUCAAAAAGCUGCUGGUCAUACCUCUGAUCCACCCGCAGAUGUAUAUGUCGAGCAAGGCCCAACCACCGCGAGGAGUCCUCAUCCAUGGCCCCCCGGGGUGUGGGAAGACGAUGAUAGCCCAUGCUUUCGCAGCGACUUUGGGGGUGAACUUUAUCUCCAUUUCCGCGCCCAGCAUUGUGUCAGGAAUGUCUGGCGAGUCGGAGAAGGCGUUGCGUGACCAUUUUGAGGAGGCGAAAAAGGCCGCUCCUUGCCUGCUCUUCAUCGAUGAGAUUGAUGUGAUCACGCCCAAGCGCGACUCGACAGAGCGUCAGAUGGAGAAGCGGAUCGUCGCGCAAUUGAUGACGCUUAUGGACGACCUCGACCUCCAAUUGACGGAUGGAAAGCCCGUGAUUGUGUUGGCUGCUACCAACCAUCCGGACAGUCUCGACCCUGCCUUGAGACGGGGUGGGCGCUUCAACAACGAGAUUAACAUGGGUGUGCCGAACGAGAUUAUGCGCGAAGAGAUCUUGCGGGCCUUGACACAAGAGGCAAAUCUUGCUGGCGAUGUGGACCUCUCCCUCCUCGCCAAAAACACUCCCGGUUAUGUGGGCGCAGACUUGAACGAUCUUGUCUCCGUGGCCAGUACUACUGCGAUGGAACGAUGUUUUGAUGUUCUACAAGCAAAGUCGGAGCCGUCGUCCAUGGACCUUGAUGUGCCGCCCGAGGACUUCACUGCGCCGGCAUCGUCUGAAGUUGCCUCGCUUUACCAAUUGGUCAAAUAUAUGCGAGAAAACCCACCAGAGCCAGGUAGCAGCAUGACAAUAACCUCUCAUGAUUUCAUGACCGCACUUGCACAAGUUCAGCCCUCGGCCCUGCGAGAAGGCUUCGCCACCAUCCCAUCCACGACUUUCGAUUCUAUCGGGGCUUUGAAGAGCCAUAUCAAAGAGUUGGAGAGGGCCAUCAUCAAUCCGAUUCUGAAACCCAAGGUGUACAGUGAGUUAGGAAUCACUCCUUCCUCUGGCGUCCUGCUGUGGGGCCCACCUGGCUGUGGGAAAACGUUGCUCGCCAAGGCAUGUGCAAACGCGAGCCACGCCAAUUUCAUCAGUGUCAAGGGUCCCGAGCUGCUCAAUAAGUAUGUCGGUGAAUCGGAGCGUGCAGUUCGCCAAGUCUUCAACCGCGCCAGAUCCAGUGUACCAGUCAUCAUCUUCUUCGACGAACUCGAUGCUUUGGUUCCCCGACGCGACGGCGGCACCUCCGAGGCGAGUGCCCGCGUAGUCAACACCAUGCUGUCCGAGCUUGAUGGCUUUGGCCAUAGUCGAGACGGAAUCUUUGUUAUUGGUGCAACAAACCGGCCUGACAUGAUCGAUCCAGCAAUGUUGAGGCCCGGUCGUAUGGAUACCAAGUUGUUCAUCAGACUCCCCGAUGCUGAGGAGAGGGUGGAUAUCCUACGAACCUUGUGCAAGAAUAUGGACUCCCAACUCGUGUUUGACGAGUCCCUUGCCGCCAUCGCGCGAUCAAGCGAAGGCUACAGUGGCGCUGACUUGGAAUCCCUAUUACGUAGAGCCGGAUAUGCAGCUAUCGACCGCCUUGAACACUCCAUUUCCGUCGACUCCGUUGCUGCCAAAAUAUGUGCAGCAGACUUUGAGGCAGCGAGAAACGAGGUGACAAGGAGUGUCAGCGUUGAAGACGAGAAGCGUUAUUCAAGGCUGGAAGAGAAGUGGGGGAAGAAUUGA